Molecule: messenger RNA, 3390 nt
Organism: Tilletiopsis washingtonensis
Lineage: Eukaryota; Fungi; Basidiomycota; Exobasidiomycetes; Entylomatales
Product: beta and beta-prime subunits of DNA dependent RNA-polymerase
Exons: 15
Coding region: 1-3390 (1129 amino acids)
Biological process (GO): DNA-templated transcription
Cellular component (GO): RNA polymerase III complex
Molecular function (GO): ribonucleoside binding; DNA-directed RNA polymerase activity; DNA binding
Source: RefSeq, a predicted model, not a curated record
AUGCUGCUCAAGGGCGGCAAGGGCCUGACUGAUCCGGUCAAGACUGUAGAGGACAAGUGGGAGCUGCUGCCUGCCUUCCUGCAGGUCAAAGGCCUGGUCAAACAACACAUCGACUCGUUCAACUUCUUUGUCGACAAGGACCUCAAGUCGAUCAUCAAGGCGAACGAGAAGGUCACCUCGGACAUCGAUCCCAAGUUCUUCCUCAAGUACACGGACAUCAGCGUCGGCGCGCCGGAGCGCAACGACGCCGACAGCAUCUCCAAGGCCAUCACGCCGCACGAGUGCCGUCUGCGCGACAUGACGUACAGCGCGCCCAUCCACGUGUCGGUGGAGUAUACGCGCGGCAACAAGAUCGUGCGCCGGAAAGGCGUGCUGAUCGGCAAGAUCCCGAUCAUGCUGCGCAGCAACAAGUGCUGGCUGACGGGCCGCAGCGAGGCGGAGCUGGCGCGCAUGAACGAGUGCCCGCUCGAUCCAGGCGGGUACUUCGUCGUCAAGGGCACAGAGAAGGUCAUUCUCGUGCAGGAGCAGCUGAGCAAGAACCGCAUCAUCGUCGAGUCUGAUGCCAAGCGCGGCGUGCUCGCCUCGGUGACGUCCUCGACGCACGAGCGCAAGUCCAAGUCGUACGUCGCGACGAAGAACGGGCGCAUCUACCUGCGCCACAAUUCGCUGCAUGAGGACAUUCCCAUCGCCAUUGCCUUCAAGGCGAUGGGCAUCCAGUCCGACCGCGAGAUCCUGCAGCUCGUGGCAGGCCACGACGAGGCGUUCAAGGACAUCUUUGCGAUCAACCUCGAGGAGUGCUCGCGCCAGAAGGUCUUCACGCGCCUGCAGGCGCUGAACUACAUGGGCACGCGCGUCAAGGUCACGCGGCGGCCGAUGCAAGUGCGCCGGCCGCCGAGCGAGGAGGCGCUCGAGGUGCUCGCCAACGUCGUGAUGGCCCACGUCAUCGUCGAGAAGCUCAACUUCCGCCCAAAGGCAAUCUACAUUGCGACGAUGGUGCGCCGCGUGCUGAUGGCGAUGCAGAAUGAGAAGCUCGUCGAUGACCGCGACUACGUCGGCAACAAGCGCCUCGAGCUUGCCGGUCAGCUGCUGUCGCUGCUUUUCGAGGACCUGUUUAAGAAGUUCAACCAAGACCUCAAGAUGAACAUCGACAAGAUCCUCAAGAAGCCUAACCGGACGUCCGAGUUCGACGCGUACAACCAGCUCAGCUUCCACGGCGACGCCAUCUCCUCGGGCUUCAUCCGCGCCAUCUCGACAGGCAACUGGAGCCUGAAGCGCUUCAAGAUGGAGCGCGCCGGCAUCACCCACGUGCUCAGCCGCCUGUCAUUCAUCGCCGCGCUCGGCAUGAUGACGCGCAUCAGCUCGCAGUUCGAGAAGACGCGCAAGGUCUCCGGACCGCGUGCGCUGCAGCCGAGUCAGUGGGGCAUGCUCUGCCCCUCGGACACGCCAGAAGGCGAGGCAUGCGGCCUGGUGAAGAACCUCGCGCUCAUGACGCACAUCACGACCGACGUCGAGGAGAAGCCCAUCUUUGACGUUGCCGUGCUGCUCGGGGUGGAAGACAUCAACAUGAUCACCGGCGCCGAGCUGUACCGCGACGACUCGUACGUGGUGUACAUCAACGGCAGCGUCAUUGGCGUGACGCGCUUCCCGGUGCGCUUCGUGCAGAGCUUCCGCCGCCUGCGGCGAGCCGGGCGCUUCUCCGAGUUUGUGAGCAUCUACACGAAUAGCCACCACCGCGCAGUGCACAUUGCGUCGGACGGCGGCCGCAUCUGCCGGCCCAUGAUCAUCGUGGAGAAUGGACAAAGCAAAGUCACGUCGGAGCACAUCCGCCAGCUCAAGGCGCGCGCGCGCACUUUCGACGACUUCCUCACCGACGGCCUGAUCGAAUACCUGGACGUCAAUGAGGAGAACGACUCGUACAUCGCGCUCUACGAGAGCGAGAUCAUCCCGGUGACGACGCAUCUGGAGAUUGAGCCAUUCACGCUGCUCGGCGCGGUCGCUGGCCUUAUUCCCUACCCGCAUCACAACCAGUCUCCGAGAAACACAUACCAAUGUGCCAUGGGCAAGCAGGCGAUCGGUGCCAUCGCCUACAACCAACUCAACCGCAUCGACACCCUGCUCUACCUCAUGGUGUACCCGCAAAAGCCGAUGGUCAAGACCAAGACCAUCGAGCUCAUCGGCUACGACCGCCUGCCGGCCGGACAGAACGCGAUGGUCGCCGUCAUGUCCUACUCCGGCUACGACAUCGAGGACGCCCUCGUGCUCAACAAGGCGUCGCUGGACCGCGGCUUCGGCCGCUGCCAGGUGAUGCGGAAACAGACGAUCCAGCUGCGCAAGUAUCCCAACGGCACGCACGACCGCCUCGCAGACGCGCCGGUCGACGAGUCGGGCGAGAAGCCGAAGCGCUACGCGGCCCUGGAAGCCGACGGCAUUGCAGGCGUCGGCGAGCGCAUCGACGAGAUGGAUGUGUACGUCAACAAGCAGGUGCCCACCAACGCCAACGACAACAGCGCCGCGGCCAUCGGCGGCAUGUCCAGUGCCGAGUUCAAGAACCAGGCGGCCACGUACAAGGGCAAGGUGCCCUCGUACGUCGAUCAGGUGCUCAUCACCGACGCGGACCAGGACCAGACGAUUGUCAAGACGCUGCUGCGGCAGACGCGCCGGCCCGAGCUCGGCGACAAGUUCUCGUCGCGCCACGGGCAGAAGGGCGUGUGCGGCCUCAUCGUCGAGCAGGCCGACAUGCCCUUCACCGACCAGGGCAUCAACCCCGACGUGAUCAUGAACCCGCACGGCUUCCCGUCGCGCAUGACGGUCGGCAAGAUGAUCGAGCUGCUCGCCGGCAAGGCGGGCGUCAUCACCGGCUCGCUGCAGUACGGCACCGCGUUCGGCGGCUCCAAGGUCGACGACAUGUCGCGUCUGCUCAUCGAGAACGGCUACAGCUACGCCGGCAAGGACUUCCUGCAGAGCGGCAUCUCGGGCCAGCCGAUGGAGGCCUACGUGUACUUCGGCCCGAUCUACUAUCAGAAGCUGAAGCACAUGGUCAUGGACAAGAUGCACGCUCGUGCGCGCGGUCCGCGUGCCGUGCUGACGCGUCAGCCGACGGAGGGUCGAUCGCGUGACGGAGGUCUGCGUCUCGGCGAGAUGGAGCGUGACUGUCUCAUCGGCUACGGCGCUACGCAGCUGCUUCUCGAGCGUCUGAUGAUCAGCUCGGAUGCGUUUGUCGUCAACGUCUGCCAGCGCUGCGGUCUGAUCGGCUACAACGGCUACUGCAAGUACUGCCGAUCGAGCAAGGAAGUUGUCAGCCUCACGAUCCCUUACGCCACCAAGCUGCUCAUCAACGAACUGAUGGCGAUGCAAAUCGUGCCUCGCCUCGUCCUCGAGGAUGCCGUCUAA